GUUUUUUUGUUAUCUAAAAAUGCAGCAAUUACCAUGGGACAAGGCUAAAAAAAAACGAUGUCAAAUCUGGGAAAUGAAAAUGUAAAAUGAGGGAACUGCACCAAUAGGAAUACAUAGAGACUGGGGGGGGACUGUAUAAAAUAGACUUAAAAUGCGGGAAAACGUUAAAUCUGGGGAAGUAAAUUGAGGGUUAUACCGUAUAAUAAACACAGCGGCGCCUCGGUCCCAGGUCGGAGCAGCAGGUGGCGCUAGAGGGUCGGAUUUCACUGUUUGUGCUUCCGGGAGGCUUCGGGCAGUUUCCCUAUCGGAAGGAAUCACGAGGCAGAUCUGCGCAUGUCCGACCUUUCCCUCCACUGGAACCGGAUGUGUCUGAGACCAAAAGUAUCCCCAGCACAAUCCCUAGUCAUUGAAAUAGUGUUGAACAAGAUGAACAUUCCUGGGACAUUCAUGUUAAACAGGUGCCUCACAAGAAGCUCCAGAACUAAUAAUUCUCUGAUCCUUUGGAGACAAGAGGACAUUAGACUGUGCAACUGCUCCAACAUCAGGAAAUCCUCACAUUGGAAAGAAAAAUCUGUAUCAAACACAUUCUAGAGCAAUGAGCCUUCCAAACUCCCAGGAAGAACUUCCCUCAGUGAAGAAAAGUUACACAUGCCAAGAAUGUGGGAAAAAAUUCCGGAGAAAAACCCACCUUAAAUCUCACCAGAGUGUUCACACUGGGGAGACACCGUUUACGUGUACAGAAUGUGGGAAAUGUUUUAGGUUAAGAGAAAGUCUCCAAAAACACGAGAGAAUUCACACGGGGGAGAAACCAUUCAUGUGCACGGAAUGUGGGAAAUGUUUCAGGCUAAAUGACGCUUUUCAAAAACACAAGAGGUUUCACACAGGGGAAAAACCAUAUUUAUGUACAGAAUGUGGGAAAACAUUCUCUUUAAAGAUUCAUCUACUCAGUCACCAGAAUAUUCACACAGGAAUAAAACCGUUUGUGUGCACAGAAUGUGGAAAAUGGUUCUCUCGCAAAAGCCACCUACAGCUCCACUUUACAGUUCACACAGGGGAGAAACCAUUUCCUUGUACAGAAUGUGGGAAACAUUUUUCUGCUAAGUAUCAGCUACUCACCCACCAGGCAAUUCAUACAGGAGUGAAACCAUUCAUGUGUACAGAAUGUGGGAAGAGUUUCUCCACCAACUGCAGGCUCAAGACCCACAACAGAAUUCACACAGGAGAGAAACAUUUCUUUUGUACAGAAUGUGGCACAAGUUUCGCUAAACAACAUGACCUUUCUGUACACCUAAGGGUCCAUGCAGAAGAGAAACGUUUCACAUGUGUGGAAUUUGGAAAACCGUAUACUAAGGACAGGCUUGAAGAACUUGUUCAAAGUCACGUCGUUAGAGAACAAGAACUCAUCAGCCUUCCUUUACUUAUUGUGGGGAAACCUUUUUCCCAAAACAAAGGCACGGCCCAUAGUUGUUUGUUACAAAAGGCCAUUAAAAAAUCCACGAAUUGCAAAGAAAAUUCCGUAUCUGAAUUCAUAAAAACCUUUAGUGCAAUGAGCAUUCCAAACUCCCAGAAGGAACGUCGAUCAGUGAAACAACAUUAUGACUGUCCAGAAUGCGGGAAGAGAUUCUUAGUAAAAAGCCGCCUCCAUACUCACCAGAAAAUUCACGCUGGGGAGAAACCUUAUGAAUGUGCAGAAUGUGGGAAACGAUUCUUGACAAAAGGCCAGCUUCAUAUUCACAAGCAAAUUCACACUGGGGACAAACCAUUCUCCUGUACAGAAUGUGGGAAACGCUUCAGACUAAAAGAAAUCCUUAAAGAUCAUCUAAAAACUCACACUGGGGUGAAACCGUACGUAUGUACAGAAUGUGGAAGAACCUUUUCAAAGAACAGCCACCUUCAGAUCCACUUUAAGACUCACACAGGGGAGAAGUCCUUUCCUUGUGCAGAAUGUGGGAAAAGUUUCAUCUCAAAGGUCUACCUUUCCAGCCAUCAGAAAAUUCACACAGGGGAGAAACCGUUUCCUUGUACAGAAUGUGGGAAAAGAUUCCGUUUAAAGAGUGACCUUAACAGACACCACAGGACUCACACGGGAGAGAAACAUUUCUCAUGUAACAAAUGUGGGAAAAAAUUCUCUCGUAAAGAAAGUCUUCAACGACACAUGCAAAUUCACACCCCCAAACAUGAUUCGAGGGAAAUAAAAUGCCGCAAACUUGAAGAUAUCUGGUGAUUUUCAGACAUUUUCCUCCGAAUCAUCAACUGUAGGAAAGCUUUGUGACUUGGUAGUAUGAAGUAGAAAGACAUGAUAACCUAUUUAUGAAUCAAGGUUAUUGUUCAUCUCCUCAUAAAAGCCAUUUAAAUUAGUCUGGUAAGAUCUGUUGCUCAUAAAACCAUGUUGGCACAAACUCAUAGUUUGGCACUUGAUAAAGGGCGUUUGAGGCCCGAAACAUGUAGUGUUUUGUAGCUGCUAAUAAACGACAUUGUUGCAGAUA
This is a messenger RNA of Xenopus laevis (African clawed frog), 2486 nucleotides long. RefSeq names its product oocyte zinc finger protein XlCOF6-like. The record is from RefSeq and is a predicted model, not a curated record. The coding region runs from base 596 to 2224 and encodes 542 amino acids. The transcript has 5 exons. NCBI's taxonomy places the organism in Eukaryota, Metazoa, Chordata, Amphibia, Anura, Pipidae.